CCGCCGUCUUUGGUGUGAAGAAUCUGGGUAUUGAUUGAUUUUGGCUUCUGGGUUAAUCGUUUUGAUGUCAAUUUCUCCGAUUCCCUGUAAUUGGUUGUGUUGAAAGAGCCUUUGCGUUUGAUUCACAAUCAAUGCCAUAUGGCUGAAGACAGCCUACGGGUUGGUAUGAUUUCAUCUGGUUUGGCUGUUUUACUGAAUGGUGAAGAUGCUAAAGAGAAUUCGUCGAAAGCUCGUAUUGUUCCACAUUUUGAUUAUUCUGGUCACCGCCCUUUAGAACGGACUAUCGAAUUCAUAUUUGGUUUAGCUGAAAAGUCCGUUGGUCCAUUGGAUGGUCAAGUAGACAGUAGCUUGAUUAGAGCCGUGAUUAAGAAUCAGUUUUCGAAGCUUCAUGGUGAAUUGGAUGUUUCAGUUAGUCAGAGAGAAGGAAUCAGUGUAGUUCAUCAUGGUGUUGGACCUCGUAUUGUCGGCCUUGAAGAGUAUAGCAUAUGUGGUGAUAUCAGGAUUGUGAAGCCACCUCUUGUAUUGGAGAGCUUAGCACUUUUCAGUAGCGCCAGGGCUAAUGCUUGUAUUUGGAAAGGAAAAUGGAUGUAUGAAGUCGCUUUAGAGACCUCGGGAAUUCAACAACUUGGAUGGGCAACACUUGCUUGUCCUUUCACUGACCAGAAAGGUGUGGGUGAUGCUGAUGAUUCAUAUGCUUUUGAUGGUCGAAGGGUAAGCAAAUGGAACAAGGAUGCUGAACCUUAUGGUCAAUCAUGGGUAGCUGGGGAUGUCAUCGGUUGCUGCAUAGAUUUGAACUGUGAUGAGAUAUACUUCUAUAGGAAUGGUGUCUCCCUCGGUGCUGCAUUUACUGGUAUUAGAAAACUUGGACCUGGAUUUGGGUAUUACCCUGCUAUAUCUCUCUCCCAAGGUGAGAGAUGCGAGUUAAAUUUCGGCGCUUACCCGUUUAAGUACCCUGUUGAAGGCUUCCAACCUCUUCAAGAAGCUCCACCUCGAUUUUCUUUUGCAACAGAGCUACUACGAUGCUUCUCAAGACUGCUGGAUAGGCCAGACCGCUCGUUGGCUGAUACAUUAAGUCGACUGAGGAGAUUUGCCUCGGUUGAAGAACUCUUUUCCCCUGUUUCCUCUGCUAUAUGUGAUGAGUUCUUUUACAUACUUGAGCAAGACCCUUUGUUGCCUGAGUACUUGGGACGGGGUGCAUUUCUGUCAUUCCUCUUGGAGAUUUUCAGAUCCCAAGCACCGCAUGAUUCGUCAAGUUUAGACAAAGUUCUUGAUGUGCUUCUUGAGUUCCCACAAUCUCAUUUGAUUUUUGAGCAUGUAGUAAACGCUCUGGCUUGUGGCUGCAAAACAGCGACACUGAUUCUAACCGAAUGUCCAUACUCUGGACCAUAUCCCUAUCUUGCGCUGGCAUGUCAUUUGUUGAAACGGGAAGAAUUGAUGGUACAAUGGUGGAGAUCUUUGCAUUUCGAGUUUUUGUUUGAAGGUUUCUUGUCAUGCAGGAGUUCCAACAAGCAUGACUUACAGCAGUUAAUGCCUGUUGUUUGGUGGCCUGGAUCCUCUGAAGAUAUAUCCUACGAGAGUAGCAUGGGAUUUACGAUCUCCGCUCUCUCUGAAGCCAUUAACAAGAUUGAGGAGAAGCAGAGGAACCUCUGUCUCUUGGUCAUACAAUUCAUACCACCUGUAUCACCUCCCCAGCUUCCUGGUUCAGCUUUCCGGGGAUUCCUACAGAACCUUUUAUUGAAGAACAGAGGCGCAGAUAGGACUCUGGCCCCUUCUGGAGUUACACGCAAUUCGGUUCUUGUCUCUCUGUUCUCAGUUAUACUCCAUUUUUUGUCAGAAGGUUUCGCAAUGCUGAAGAGUAGUGAAGCCGUCCAUCACAAUGUUGGUUUUCUUCACAGAGGUGGACAGCAGAAGUUUCCAUUGAGUUUGUUUCUUAAAAAUGAUCCACAUCGAGCUGAUAUCACUAGGCUUGGCGGGCUAUUUAGUCAUAUAUCAAAGUCCUACCCCACAGAUGAUCAAGAAGAAGAAAUUAUGCGGUGGGAAGAAGGUUGUAUGGAUGAUGAACAGAAUAGAGUAACUCAUGCGACUGAGCAGAAGCCAUGCUGUUGCUUAGCUUAUGAUACCGAUCUUACUAAAUCCUUGAAGGAUCGAGGAAAAAAUACUGCUCAAAGUUCUCAAGGUCGAUGCAGUUCUAUUCCUGAGAGAUCCUCUCAUGUUGCUGCAGAAUGUAGUGCUGGAAGUUUCAGUGAAGAAAUUGAGGACAAACCUAGCACAAGUAAUCAGUCUGACCCUGACUUUGGUUAUCGUCCAGUAAGAUUUAUGCGGACUGCACUUCAAGAGAGUAGAAUCUCAUCUGCUAUACUAAGCGAAGAAGAACUAUUGGAUGCUCUAUUGCUAUUAUACCAUAUUGCUGUUGCUCCAAAUUUUAAGCAGGCCUCAUAUUACAUGUCUCACCAAACGCAAUCAAUAUCACUUCUUGAAGAAACUGAUAAACAGAUAAGAGAGCGGGCUUCUAAUGACCAAUUAAAGCGCUUGAAGGAAGCUCGCAACAACUACAAGGAAGAUGUGAUGGAGUGUGUUAGACAUUCCGCAUGGUUCCGCAUCUCAUUGUUCUCUCAAUGGAAGCAAAGAGGAAUGUAUGCAUUGUGCAUGUGGGUUGUACAGCUACUUCUGGUUCUCAGCAAAAUAGAUUCUGUGUUUGUUUAUAUUCCAGAGUUCUACCUUGAAUCUUUGGUAGACUGUUUCCAUGUGCUUCGCAAGAGCGAUCCUCCGUUUGUCCCGUCAACAACAUUUAUCAAACAAGGACUUUCAUCAUUUAUCACUUUCGUAGUUACACACUUCAACGAUCCAAGGAUAUCGAAUACAGAUCUUAAAGAUCUACUUCUCCAGUCAAUAUCCGUCCUGGUACAGUACAAAGAGUACUUGGAAGCUUUCGAGAACAAUGAGGCAGCUACUAGACACAUGCCUGCAGCACUACUGGCAACGUUUGACAACAGAUCUUGGAUCCCUGUCACAAAUAUAUUUCUUCGUCUUUGCAAAGGUUCAGGCUUUAGUUCUUUAAAGAACGGGGAGUCUUCGGUUUCAUCUACUGUUUUUCAGGCGCUUCUACGAGAUGCUUGUAUCAAUGAUGGUGAAUUACUCUCUACUUUUCUUAACCGGCUAUUCAACACACUGAGCUGGACCAUUACUGAAUUUUCUGUCUCGGUGCGGGAAAUGCAAGAAAAGUAUCAGGUAAUGGAGUUUCAGCAAAGGAAAUGUUGUGUGAUAUUUGAGCUUUCAAGCAAUCUCGCAAGAGUCUUAGAGUUCUGCACUUUCGCAAUACCACAAGCAUUUCUUGCUGGGACUGACACAAAUCUUCGUAGGCUCACUGAGUUGAUUCUUUUUAUCUUGAAUCACAUGACCUCAGCAGUAGAUGACGAGUUCUUUGAUCUGUCACUUAGACGGCAAGGACAACCUUCAGAGAAAAUUAGCCGAGGGAUCUUAUUAGCUCCUUUGGUUGGUAUAAUCUUGAAUCUUUUGGAGGCUAGUGACGAUUCAAAACCGAACAAACAACAUGAUGUAAUUUGUCUUUUUGCAAGCAUGGACUGUCCCGAUACAGUCUAUUACGGGUUUCAAUAUCUCUUGGAAUAUAAUUGGGACGGUUGUGUAAGCGGGGAUGAUGCGUAUGUAAAGAAACUUGGACAACUUGAGAACUUCUUGAACAAUCUCAUAAACCGGGCUUCAUCGCAAGAACCCGAAAGAAAAGAAGAGCUGUUCAACAAAGACACGACGGAUAUAGAAGACAACACUUGCUGUAUCUGCUACGCGGGGGAGGCUAAUGCAAUGAUUGCUCCGUGUUCACAUCGAUCAUGUUAUGGCUGCAUAACUAGACAUCUUCUCAAUUGUCAGAGAUGUUUUUUCUGCAAUGCUACGGUGAUAGACGUUAUAAGAGACAAAGAAGUAGAAGACGAUGAUGAUCACAAAAGAAACACCUGAAGCUCGGGUUAGUUGCGGUUGUUGAUGUAGUAGACACAGAAGGAAUGAUCUUUAGGGUGGGGAGCAAAGGAAGAAGGAUUAUAGAUUUUUAGAGGAUAAAUAAGAAACAAAUGAAAAACAAAGGUCUGUGAUAAUUUUGUAGGACCUGGUCUUGUGGUUCUAGGCCUCUCCUUUUUUCUUGUAUAUAUGAUGAGAAUGAAAUGGAAAUGAUUUA
This is a messenger RNA of Arabidopsis arenosa, 4186 nucleotides long. The record is from the annotation of a GenBank genome assembly. NCBI's taxonomy places the organism in Eukaryota, Viridiplantae, Streptophyta, Magnoliopsida, Brassicales, Brassicaceae.